Molecule: messenger RNA, 749 nt
Organism: Colias croceus (clouded yellow)
Lineage: Eukaryota; Metazoa; Arthropoda; Insecta; Lepidoptera; Pieridae
Product: muscle-specific protein 20-like
Exons: 4
Coding region: 112-660 (182 amino acids)
Molecular function (GO): protein binding
Source: RefSeq, a predicted model, not a curated record
UACAGCUUAUUUUGUUCUUCACUUUUGCAAGAGAGCCAUCUAGUGGUUGACGUGCCAAAACGCGCGCGUGUGAAUUGUGAGUGCUAGUGUUUCAGAGAAAAAUUCCUAAAAAUGCCUGGUCGUCCUAUUUGGCAGUGUGCCGGCAAGCGUGAGCCAGAAAAGGAGCAAGAAGCCCAAAGAUGGAUAGAAGCGGUUAUCGGCGAAAGGUUUCCUUCAGACCUUCCCUACGAGCUGGCGCUCCGUGACGGCAUCAUCCUCUGCAAGCUGAUGAACAGACUCCAACCUGGCAUCAUCUCUAAAGUCAACGUGUCGGGUGGUGACUACAAAUUCAUGGAUAACAUUAGCCAGUUCCAAAAAGCUUGUGUGAAAUAUGGAGUGCCUGAUGUAGACCUCUUCCAAACGACUGAUCUCUGGGACCAGAAGAACAUCGCUCUUGUCACACAAACCAUUUACGCUGUUGGCAGAACAGCACACAAACACCCUGAAUGGCGCGGCCCCUUCCUCGGACCCAAACCAGCUGAAGAAAACCGUCGUGAUUUCAGCGAAGACGUUUUGCGUGCUGGUCAAUCUGUUAUUGGAUUACAAGCCGGUACCAAUAAGCUGGCGUCACAAUCCGGACAAAACUUUGGCGCUUCCCGCAAAAUCAUCCUUGGCAAGUGAAGUACUAGGAUCGCAGAACGUUCAAGAGAUUAGACUAAGCUUAUGAUACGCUAUAGUUAUAAUAUAAUGUUAUAUGUAUGGUUAGUCUG